AUGGGUAACUCCCUCGGAGUCGAUGUGACGGCCUGCACUGUCCGCGUCGUUUCCGUGGCUACGAGCCCGCAGCGCCCUUCCGCGGCGCCCUCCUCCGACUCGCCCUCCUCCGCCUCGCCCUCCUACGCGUCUGCUUCCUCCUCGCUCUCCUCUCUCUCUUCGUCUGGUGACGGCAUUUUGCGUCCGUCUUCUAGCGCGUUGUCGCCGUCUGCGGGCGCCGCGGCCUCGAGUCUCGCGUCGUCUUCCUUCUCGCCUGCGUCUCUCGCAGCUACUCCGCGCUCGGCGGCGUGUCGAGGGAGCGCCGACCACGCCGGCGAGGAGUGGCGGGCGCAGAGCCGCCAGAGGCUCUUCGUGCAUGGCGUGCUGAAGAAGCUCCUGCCUCGCAUCGAGCUCCAGCGACUCCAUCACGCCCUGCCCUGCUCCCGAUGCUGCUCCGAAAGCCGCCCGAGCCCCGCCCCCGCCGCGCAGGGCGCGGAAGGCGCGGCGGGCGAGGAGGCGCCCGCGCGCAGAGGGCGGCACCAGGAGAGACGCGAGGGCGAGGCGCGAAGCUCCGCAGAGGCGGCCAGCGAGAGAGAAGAGACGGCGAGCCGCGCCGGCAGAGCUCCGCGCAGAGAGGACGCGGAGUCGCCGACGCCGGCUUGGCCCCCCGAGGCGUCGCGAGCCGCGGAAUGCGCAGGCGGCGCGCCUUAUGAGGGCGAGGAGAGGAACGGAGAGAACGGCGCAGUCCCGUGCGCCUGCACAUCGGCGUGUUCGAGUGUCGUCUAUCUGUGGAGCAUGGACUGGGCGGAUCUCGAGACCGUCCUGCCUCGCGCGCUGCCGUUCCUUGAGCGCGGCUGCCGCAUCGCGCUGACUGGCAACGGCUGCUUCGAGCUGCAGAAGCUGCUCCAGAGACACCUCAUCCUGUACGCUUUCCCCUCCCUCUCCCCGGGCGCCGCGGCUGCGUCGCUCUCUGCUUCGGCCUCCGCUGGGGGGAUUCCUUCUCCUCGUCCUUCUGCUGCGGCAGCGGCUUCUGCUGCGGCAGCGGCUUCUGCUGCGGCAGCGGCUUCCGCUGCGCCCGCGUCGGCGGCGCCUCUUCUCUGUGGAGAUGGGCGAGGGAGCGGUCCAUCGCGGAGCGCCGCGGCGGGAGGCGAGCGUCGCGCGCCCCUGAGCAGCUUCUUCCCGCUGCCCGCGGAGGACGUCGCGGCGGCUUUGCAUGCGGAGAGUCUGGAGGAACGCCGAGAGAAAGCGAGGUCGCUGACUGUCACUUUUGAGCGCGAGAGCGUGUGCAUCAUCGAGGCCUUCCACUUCCUCAUGCAGCACUUCCCUUCAACUGUCUUCCGCUACGAGGGGACGCGCCGCGCGAUGAAUGAAGCGCCGACAAAGGGACAUGAAGCCGACGAGUUCUACGAGUGCCCUUUGACGCCGGAGGAGCGGAGUGCGUUUUAUCCGUAUCUCCUGGUGAAUUUGAAGGCGGGCGUGAGCUUCCAUAAGGUGUUCGCAGCGCCGUCUGCGAGGACGCAUCUCUAUCGCCUGCGCGAUGAGCAGACGCUGCGCUUCUCUUGUACUUCUUCUUCGGCGUCUGCGGCGGUGAAGGGGGAGGCGGAGGAGGCAGAGGCGCUUGAAGGCUCUGAGGACGACGAGGCUUCGCAGAAGGGCGCAGGGGGGCGGCCGCCGUCGUCUGUGGUGUGUGCGGUCUCGUCGCCCCCUUCAGCCUCCGCGUCUGCGCCAUUGUUUUGGGAAUCUUCUUGCACCAGUCAGCGAAUCGGCGGCUCAACGAUCGGCGGCGCGACGUUCAUGGGGUUGUGCAGACUGCUGCUGCCGGGAGAGUGGAGCCCGAAGGAUCUCCUGCAGCUGGCCGCGACGGGCGACAACCGCGUCUGCGACAUGCUCGUCCGCGACAUCUACGGCGGCGGCUACGACGCAAUUGGGCUCAAGCCUUGCACGAUUGCGUCCACCUUCGGGAAGCUCCAGCACAUUCCCCUCAAGUUCUUGAGAGACUACGCGAUCUGGGAGUCCGACACCGAGAGCGUCGCGCCAAGGAGGCACCGACGCGCGGCGAGGAGCCAGGAAGCGCGGUGGCGGCGGAGACGCGACUGGGGGGAUCUGGAGCCAGCCGGCGAGGCGGUCUGUCCCCCCGGCGCCCGUCGCCCGCCUCGCGUUUCGUGCCGCGAGGCCGAGCCGAACGGAGUCGGCGGACGCGCGACCCGAGCCGCCCAGGAGACUGCCGGCGCGGUGGCGAGUCGCGCGUGUGCGGAGGCAGGCAGUGCGGCAGCGAGGGAGGGAGUGGAGACGCGAGGGGAACUUCUUUCCAGCGAGGCAACGCUCAGCAGAGCCAGCGUGGACGGAGUCGAAAGCAGAGAAGUGCGUGAAGGGCGGAGUCCUUCUCGAGAGGCGGAGCGCCGCUCGGUUGACGUCGCUUCGGAGACGAAGAGAAAGGACGCAGAGUCUGUCUCUGCGGGAAAUGCGCAUGCGGGAGGUGAAUGCGGCGCGGCCGCGUAUGAGGCCUCCGCAGAAGAGACGGAAGGCGAAGCGCGAGGCAACGUGGACCCGCGUGGCGAUAGCGACGCGUGGGAAGGAGAGGAGUCGGAUGCGUGUAGCUGCUGCUCUUGCUGCUGUGCGUCCUCGGGAAGCGAGAGCUGCUCGUCUGGCGCGAGAGGAGACUUGGACGACGACAGUUGGGGUUCGAGUGUGCUCGAGGAAGAGGAUGAGGAGUGGAGCGAAGAAGACAGUUUGAGCGGUUCGCCCGCGGAAGGCGGCGAUGAAACUGCGGGUUGCGGCGCAACAACGCGAGACCAAAAGUCGCCGUUCUUCACCUUUUCGAGCGUGAGCAAUUCUCUCGCGCGGCAGGGCACGAACCUGCUGAAGACCGAUGCGCCGCACAGCCAAGAUGUGGAGGGACAGUGCGGUACAGAAAGAGAAACUGAACGAUUUUCCCGCGGGUCCUUUGAUGCGGACCUAAUCAAACUUGACGGAGACGGAAAACGCGACAUCUGUCUGCAGUACCGAAGACCGACCGGACCCGAUAUCGUUCGGUCUCUUUUGACGCUGAUGAGUUUCAACGUCGCUCAGCAGGCGUAUCUGCAUGCUGCGCUCCACGGCCUCAAAAGAAUCGCGCUCGUCGGCUUCCUCCUCGACGUGCCCGCCUUCCUCGCCUCGCUCCAGCACUCCGUUCGCUUCUGGUCCAAGAACGAAGUCCGCGUUUUCUUCUGCAGCUUGUCUCCCUUUCUAGGUGCCCUCGGAGCAUCUCUGGCGCAUGCGCGGUUUCUGUUCGCGACGCGUGGCUCCGGGCGGGCAGUCGACGUGCAGGGCGACGAUUUUUUCUCUGCGCCGCACUCGCCCUCAUCGCUCGCCUGUUCAGCCUGCGGGCACGCCUCGGCGUCUGCAAAAUCCAAGUGCGAGAAGAGCCCGAGCUACCUCUCGAUUUCCUGUUCGUCUUCCACUCGAACGUCUUCGCCCUUCUAUCCCUCAGAUCCGAGCGCGGGGCUCUCGCCCGUGCGACACGACGCGUCCGCGCUGCCUGCGCAGAGUGCAGCCUCGCACCGCGCCGCUGCCUCGUCGCUCGCCCCGUGUCCGCAGGGCGUUUCCUCUUCAUCUGCCUCUUCUCCCGGCUUCUCCUCCCUCUCUUCCGCCGCCUUUUCGUCUUCUCUUUUCUCCGGGUCACCGCCGUUCUCCCUCGCGGGCGGCGACCGCAGAGACGUGCGCGUCCGCGCGCGAGCGAGUGGCUGCGGGGUAGGCGGAGACGCGAAGGCCGCCGGCGAAGCGAAGAGGCCCGCGGGAGAGGAAGGCGACGGCUUGGGCUCUGGCGUGCCGCGCAGACCUGCCUCCAGUCGGGCGCUGUCGCAGCCUGCGCGGGGCUCUGAGGACGCGCGUGUGCACGUUUCGGGUUUCCACGGGGCUGGCGAGGGCGCCGACGGCGCGGAGGAGGAGCGAGACGGGGGGCACGCGCUGGCGCGCGGAGGCGCGCAUCCGUUGGCUCUGCUCCCGAUAAACUCGCGGCAGCAGCGCGGCUGCGUGUGCUGCCUCCUCUCGCCUGCUUCUUCCGCGUCCUCGCUUGAGGCAUCCGCAGGCUCUGCUGAGGCGGAGGCCGCGCCGCUUGUCGGCGACGAGAGCCGCGGGUCAUGGCAGCGGCCGCUGCUGCCUCUUGCCUUUCUGCAUUCAUCCGCGCUGACUCAAGAGCCCGGCCUCCCGGCGGCGGCGCUCCCAGCCUGUGCAACCGAUGAGGUCUCCCCCGCCGAGGCGCUCUCGGCGUCCUCGCUCUUUCCGCCGAUCUUCCGCACGUCGCCGCACCCGCCCUUCUCGCCUGCGACGCCGACCUCGUUCGUCCCCAGCGACGCGCCCUUCUCGACGCGCGCCGCCUCGCUCUCUCUGCCGCGAUCGUCGCCUUCGUUUGCCGCGUCCUUCUCCUCUUUGAGCGCCUCCUCCGCCGCCUGCGCGCGGCCGUCGGCGCGGCGGGCGCCUGCGUUUUCUCCUUCGUUCGCAGAGGACGCGCACGAGCUGGCGGCCUCACCUGCUUCGCCUCCGCCGCUGCUGCCGCCGCCGCUGCUCCCGCCGCCGCCGCCGUUCCUGCCGCCGGUUGCGUCUUGCUUUUACUUGUUGCCCCGCCGCGAGGACUGGAGAGGUCCUGAAAAAGAACACGCAGCGAACGCCGCAGUCCACGACGCAGAGCGCCUCCGCGAGCGCGAGCGGUAG
Besnoitia besnoiti is the source of this 4668-nucleotide messenger RNA. RefSeq lists its product as uncharacterized. The record is from RefSeq and is a predicted model, not a curated record. Gene Ontology annotation, molecular function: ATP binding; pantothenate kinase activity. Bases 1 to 4668 code for a protein of 1555 amino acids. The transcript has 7 exons. Lineage: Eukaryota; Apicomplexa; Conoidasida; Eucoccidiorida; Sarcocystidae. Gene Ontology annotation, biological process: coenzyme A biosynthetic process. Gene Ontology annotation, cellular component: nucleus; cytosol.